This is a messenger RNA of Priceomyces carsonii, 1302 nucleotides long. RefSeq lists its product as uncharacterized. Lineage: Eukaryota; Fungi; Ascomycota; Pichiomycetes; Serinales; Debaryomycetaceae. The record is from RefSeq and is a predicted model, not a curated record. The transcript has a single exon. The coding region runs from base 1 to 1302 and encodes 433 amino acids.
AUGACUCUAUCAGAUAUCUCGUCGGAUCCAUCAGUCAAAAAAUGGUUUAAAUGGUAUCUUAUUUUAUUAAUUGCAAGAGCGCCCAAGUCUUACUUCUGGAGCGCCUUUCUAUCCUUGAAUCCAUUGAUUCGUAAGAUGAUUCAAAAACUUAAUGGAGAACAUUUGAAGAAUAGAAGUAAGAAGAUCUGUAAACAAAAUAUAGCAGGAAUUUCGAAUGCUAUCAGCUGUGGGUUUUUGUAUUUGGCAACUGCAAGUAAUAAUAAAAUUCCUAAAGAUUAUUUUCUGAUUUAUCUAUGGCUCAAUUAUUUUGGAAAUUUGGAUAGGCCGUCUUCACCUAGGAUCUUGACAUCUCAACGAAUAUCACCUUAUUUAAAGAUUGAUUCUUACAAAGGAAGUCUAAUGGAAAAAAUAUACCAAAAGAAGAAUCUAAUAAUUUUUCCCCUAGUUUAUGCUCAGAUUUUGUCAUAUUAUUUGACUCCUACAAAGUAUCGAUUGAACCAAAGAUAUUUAUCAUCUUCUAUUAAAUCUAAGAUCUUGAAUCCAAUUUGGAUAAAUUUUACUUUAGGUGCAAAUGAGCGUCAUAUUAAUUUGACGGGUCUACUAAAAUUCUAUUCUAUUCAUAAUUUUGCAUUUGGAAUAUUGAUAGCUGCUAUAUCUUUCAAGGAGAAGUUUUUGGACGCAUUCUAUGAAGUUAAGUUUGGCUUGAAGGAAGGGAAGACAGGUAAAGAAGUUAUCAAAAAUUAUUUAAUGUACGUUGCACACAAGUCCAACUCAAUCGUUAAUUUCAUAUAUGUGCCAAAUUUAAUCGCUAUGUUCUUAAUCUCAUUGACAGCCCCAGUAUUUUCAAUUCUAAAUAAUGCUUCAAACUUGAGAAUAAGACGAACCUAUGCCGAUCACAUUAAAUUGGUCUUCAAAAUCUAUAUUAAGACAAUUGGAUUCAUAUCUGCAUUUAUCACUCUUUACGUCAAUUCCUUGGAUCUAGUUCCGAACUACGGCUACGAAAACGUUAAAGAAGAAGGGAAUAUACGUCGUAUUUCAUUUUUAAAUGCAUUAAAUUUAUAUUUGAUACGUCUAAUGUUGCUAUCGAAAUGGAGAAUCGUUAAAGAAAAUCAUCCCACCUUCAAGUUACUAAACAUCACAACCUGGUAUAAGAUGGAGGCACUAUUGAUGUCUUUAGGAGUUUAUAAGCUAAUGAGCUUAAAUGAUUUCAUCAGAAAUCAUGCUGCCAAUCCCGAAGACGAAGAUGAAUGCAAUAGAUUGAAAAAUGAAAGUUUAUUGAAACUUGUAAAUAGAAUCAUGUAA